UAGGACGCUAAAAAUUGUUUACAAAACAAAUCUGUGCCCUACAUCUACAAUCAUGGUCAAAUCUUGAUAGAAUAGUCAUUUCAGUCGUGUCUUGUAGUGUACCAAUGUUUUGUUACUUCAAUGUUACGCCAAUUUGUUUGCCUUCUUGUUUUCAGUGGUGUGGUUCUCGGGAGUUCCAGAUGUCACAAUGACAGUCAUGGCAUAUUGAAGUAUAGUGGCCUACCUUGUGCAAGUGUCCGACUGUAUACAGACAAUCAUAAGGGAGCAUGUGGGUGUGGACCAACAGAUUUAGACGCUCCUUUUGCCUGGAACCUGGCUGACUACGUUGCGGCACCUAAUCAAAAGUUUUUUGAUGAUGGGGGUAACAAUGCGUUCUGUGGUCACAACUGUGGUCAAUGUGUCAAGUUGACUCCAACAGGCGGUGGCUACGGUGCAGUGCUUGGACCACCACCAGUUGUCUUAACACCGCAUAUAUUUAUGAUUACCAAUGUCUGCACGUCUAGCCAAAGUCCAGAAUGGUGCUCUCAGACUGGAAAACCUGGCACAAUCAAUCAAUACUUUCAUUUCUGUUCGCCACUACCAAGACUCGCCCAAUCUCCAUGGAUUCGAAGUUCACUUCAACCUCCAGAACCACAGAGGUCAGGUCACAGUUGGUCUUGGCUGGGACAACCCAGAGGUCACUUGGGAGUCAGUAGCUUGUCCACAAUCGUUUCUAACGAAGUGGCACCAGUGUCAGUGCUACAGCGGAAGUGGAUGACAAGAUCAGACGUAGCCAAUCUAAUUUCAGCUUCCAUUUUGUCAUUGAACUUCAUGUAAUCUGUGUGUAUAUGUCUGUGCGUGUGUGUUAUCUAACAAUAAAUGAUCUUGACAAGUAA
Molecule: messenger RNA, 875 nt
Organism: Biomphalaria glabrata
Lineage: Eukaryota; Metazoa; Mollusca; Gastropoda; Planorbidae
Product: endoglucanase-like
Exons: 5
Coding region: 121-816 (231 amino acids)
Source: RefSeq, a predicted model, not a curated record